Molecule: messenger RNA, 747 nt
Organism: Paramecium octaurelia
Lineage: Eukaryota; Ciliophora; Oligohymenophorea; Peniculida; Parameciidae
Source: the annotation of a GenBank genome assembly
AUGUAGAAAAUAAUACUUUCGAGUUUAUGGGUGUUUAGUUUAAUUCUUGUAGAUUAUUUCUAUGGGGAAAGAACAUUUGAGAUAAGCGAUUCAAUUACAGAGUAUCUGCAAUCAUUGUUUGAUUAUGGGAAUGAGAAUGGAUUAGUAGGUAUAAUAGAAUAGAUGAAUAAUGAUUAGAAAGUUUUCUGUUAAUCUUUUAUGUAUUUGGCGGAAGAUAAUUUAUGGGAAUGGUAUUCAUAAUUCUUUGGUUGGAAUCAGGAUUGAAGGAGUAGAUUUUAAAAUUGAUUACAAUGUAUUCGAUUACUUCAUUUCUUGGCCAUUUUAUUAAAAUGAUCUUGGUUUAGCCAAGACCCUUUUAUGAAGAAUCAGAUGUUCGACUAGAUUUUUGUAAAAAGGGUUAUGGAGACCCAAGUGAUAAUGCUUUAAGGUCUAUUGUAUUUUAUGUAAUUUUAUCAGAAACUUUAUUAUUUAAAAAAUAUAAGGUUUAAGCAAAUGAUUUAGGUGUUCUUAGUUCAAUUAACUAAGAUAAAAAACUUCAAUAUCAUUAUAAAUAAUUAUCAAAGUAUAUCAUUCUCAUAUAUUAGUGAUGAUCUUUACACAUAACUCUAUCCAAAUACAAUGCUUAGUUAUAAUCAAUAUAAACUUAUGUUGGCUACUUUUUUAUUCAUUACUNUCUAAAACUAAUUUUAUUAUUUCCUCAUUUAUUUUACAUUAUCUUCUUUAAGCAAAUCAAUAAAUUAUAUCUGA